This is a messenger RNA of Camelina sativa (false flax), 1975 nucleotides long. RefSeq names its product tricyclene synthase, chloroplastic. The record is from RefSeq and is a predicted model, not a curated record. Gene Ontology annotation, molecular function: magnesium ion binding; terpene synthase activity. Gene Ontology annotation, biological process: diterpenoid biosynthetic process. Lineage: Eukaryota; Viridiplantae; Streptophyta; Magnoliopsida; Brassicales; Brassicaceae.
CAACAUACGAAGCUUGUAUAUAUUAUAUAUAGAGUCAUAGAGACUUACAUCUAAACGAAAUUCAAGUAGUGUAAUACAUAUUUGUGUAAUGGCCACUUUACUGCAGAUAGGUUCAGCUCUCAUUUACAAUAAUACACUUGCUAAUACUCUUCCACGUUCUCAGUAUUUCAAAUGGACCACAAUGGCCAAAAUGACACCGGAUAAGUCUACCGUUGUUCUACGCCGUUCCGCAAACUAUCCACCGUCUCUUUGGGACCACCGCCAUCUCCUCUCCAUCAAGAAUAAAUAUGCGACAGCUAAAUGUGUGCAAGAGAGAGAUUUGUUGAAGGAAAAGGUGAGAGAGAUGCUAGUUGAUGAGAAGAAGACUUAUCUCGACCAGUUGGAGCUGAUUGACGCUCUACAGAAACUCGGGGUUUCUUACCAUUUCGAACGUGAAAUUGAAAACAUUUUAACAGUUUCUUAUCAAAAGCAUAGAAUUGACAUGGGAAAAGAUCUACAUGCUACCGCUCUCCAAUUCCGACUUUUUCGACAACGUGGUUUCAACGUUUCAGAAGAUGUAUUCGAUGUUUUCAUGGGAACCAGUAGAGAAUUUGAGAGUGAUGACAUAAAUGGUCUACUAUCUCUUUACGAAGCUUCAUAUGUUUCGACACAGACGGAUACCAAACUGCAAAAUUUCAUCAGACCUUUUGCAACACAAAAACUCAGAGACUUUGUUGAUACUCAAAGUGAUAAAGAUUUUGAGUCUUGUGACGUAGGCCUAGGGGAGAUGGUGUUCCAAGCGUUAGAUAUGCCCUACCAUUGGCGAAUGAGAAGGCUAGCCACAAGAUGGUACAUAGAUUUUUAUGGAAAGAGACGACACAACAAGAAACUUGUCGUAGUUAAAUUCGCCAAAAUCGAUUUCAACAUCGUACAAGCUAUUCAUCAAGAAGAACUCAAAUACGUUUCCAGCUGGUGGAGGGAGACAGGUUUAGGUAAUCAACUUCAGUUUGCAAGAGACAGAAUAGUGGAGAAUUAUUUUUGGACUAUUGGGCAUAUCCACGAGCCUCAAUUAGGUUACGUUCGUCGAAUAAUGACUAAAGUAAAUGCACUUAUUACAAUGACGGAUGACAUCUACGAUAUUUAUGGUACUAUUGAAGAACUUCAACUUUUCACUGUCGCGGUUGAAAGUUGGGAUGUAAAUCGCCUUGAUGAACUCCCCGACUACAUGAAGUUGUGUUUUCGUGUUAUGUACAAUGAAGUCAAUAGCAUUGGACGUUAUAUUCUCAGGAAAAAAAAUAUCAACGUGAUCACGUUUCUUAAAAAGUCUUGGACAGAUCUAUGCAAAGCAUAUUUAGUAGAAGCAAAGUGGUACAGAAGAAAGUACAAACCAAAUCUGGAGGAGUACAUGCACAAUGCUUGGAUUUCAGUAUCAAUCCCAACGAUAUAUGUUCACUUCUACUGCGUAUACUCCGACCAACUCUCUAGUCAGGUCUUGGAGACUUUGUCCCAACAUCAGCAAAACAUUGUCCGAUGCUCUGCCUCUGUGGUUCGUCUAGCCAACGAUUUUGCAACCUCACAAGAUGAAUUGGCGAGAGGAGACGUCUAUAAAUCCAUCCAGUGCUACAUGAAUGAGACCGGAGCUUCAGAGGAGAAGGCGUGUUUGUACUUGCGGCAAAUGAUUCAGGACUUGUGGGAUGAGAUGAAUAACGAGAAAAUGGCUCAUCAUAGUUCUUGGCUACUCCAUCAUGAUUUUAUAGAAACUGUCAUGAAUUUGACACGCAUGUCACAAUGCAUGUAUCAAUAUGGCGAUGGCCAUGGCUCUCCUCAAAAAGCCAAAAUUGUUGAUCGUGUCAUGUCCUUGCUCUUCAAUCCCGUUCCUUUAGACUGAGUGUGGCAUAAUUACAUGUAAUACCACAUAUUGUUUUUAAACAAGAGCAUAAUUAGAUGUUAUUACAUGUAACAACAUGUUUUAUCUAUAAAUUUGUAUUUUUCUAUU